AUGGCAAGGCCAACGAGAUUGAUGGUGACCUUCCACCCUGCCAAAGUUUGCAUGGGCAUCAUUGUGAUUUCCGUGGGCGUUUGGAGUUUGGCGAACGCAAAGUCUGAACAGUGUAUUCUGGCCUGGGAUAAAAUAAAUGGUGUUAGGGGUUUGUUUGCUUCCAGUCCAUUCAGUGUGGAAAUAACCCUGCAAGAUAUCAAUGACAAUCCACCUGUGUUUCCUACUGAUGCUCUGGAUCUAAUUGUUGAAGAAAAUAUCGGGGACGGAUUUCGAAUAUUGCAACUGUCUGCUACAGACGCAGAUGAGGGCCCGAAUGCCCUUGUGACGUACACGAUCAUCAGCGGAGCGGACAACAGUUUCCAGAUCGAUCCAGAAUCCGGAGAUCUUGUGGCCACCAAGCGAUUAGACAGAGAGCGGCGGUCGAAAUACUCGUUACUCAUUCGAGCUGAUGAUGGACUGCAGUCCUCUGACAUGAGGAUUAACAUCACUGUCAGCGACGUCAAUGAUCACACGCCUAAAUUCACCAAGGAUGUCUACUCGUUUGACAUACAAGAGGACACUGCACCAGGCUCCAUCGUGGCAGCGAUCCUGGCCAGUGAUGCCGACUCCGGUGCCAAUGGAGAAGUCACGUACGUGGUGCAAGAGGACGACGAAGACAGCAUGUUCUUCCUCAACUCCAUAACCGGUGUCUUCAACGUGACCCGCCCACUGGAUUACGAGAGCCAGCGGUAUUACAUUCUCACCGUGCGAGCAGAAGAUGGCGGCGGACAGUUCAGCACAGUACGGGUUUACUUCAAUGUGCUGGAUGUCAAUGACAAUCCUCCCAUUUUUAAUCCUUCGUCAUACAGCACUGCGGUGUUGGAGAACCUACCUCCUGGAGCAAGCAUUCUGACCGUCAACGCUACAGAUGCAGAUGAUGGACCCAAUUCUCAGUUGGCGUACACCAUUGCUUCGGGCGACUCUUUGGAUCAUUUCAGUAUCAGCAGCGACGGCAUUCUGAGUGUUGAGCAACAAAUGGAUCGGGAAAGUCAGUCAUUCUAUAACCUGAUUAUUAGGGCUCAUGACUUAGCUGAGACCCCGGGCAUCCGGCUCACGAGCACAGCGCAGGUAUCUGUUAUUCUGCUCGACGUCAACGAUAGCCCGCCAAGGUUUAUUUCCUCCAAGAUGACCUACGUACAGGAAAACUCUCCGCUGAACACAAUUGUCUACAAAGCCCAAGCCACUGAUCCCGACAGCGGACCCAACAGCUAUGUAGAGUACACCCUGCGGAUGUCUUCAGGGACCAAGUUCAGUAUCGGAACCAUCGAUGGAGAGCUACGACUGACAGGCCAACUGGACAGGGAAGACAUUUCCAAUUACACUUUGACCGUGAUCGCCACAGACAAGGGUCAGCCAUCUCUCUCCUCCUCUAUGGACAUUACAGUUAUUGUACUGGAUGUGAAUGAUAAUGUGCCGGUCUUCCAGCAGCCUGGCUACAAGGUAGAGAUCAGUGAAAACACACUGAGCGGCAUCGAUCUCGUUCAAGUUUGUGCCACCGACGCGGAUGAAGGCAAUAAUGGGCAGGUCCGCUACACUCUUAUGAGUGGCAAUCUGAACAAUGAUUUCCGAAUCGAUUCCGUUACUGGUAUGAUAUCAGUCGCGAAGCAACUCGACCGGGAGACAAAGCCUUCGUACUCAUUGACUGUGCGAGCCAGUGACCGUGGAAGCAGCCCACAGAUGGCCACAGUUCUGGUCAAUAUAAAUCUCACAGACAUGAACGAUUUUGUACCAUCCUUUGAACUGUCUCCCUACACGGUGCAUGUGGAGGAGAACGUGCAGCAUCUGCCAAAGUCCACCCUGCAGGUUGUGGCUCGUGACGAUGAUCAAGGACUGAACAGUCAGUUGACUUACACCAUUGUAGAUGGAAAUGAAGACGGGGCUUUUACUUUGACGCCUGAUGGACAACUCAGCCUGGUCCAGCGCCUGGAUCGUGAGACAACAGCACAGUAUAUCAUGACCGUCAUUGCCAUGGAUUCAGGGUCCCCAGCCCUCACCGGCACGGGUACCAUCAGCUUGAUCGUGGAUGACAUCAACGAUAACAUUCCGACGUUCGCUUCCAAUACCUUUUACGCCUCCAUCCCCGAGGAUGCUCCCACGGGAACUGACGUCCUCCUCGUCAACUCCACAGACGCCGAUGAAGGUUCCAACGCUGUUGUCAGCUACAGCCUGGUGGGAGGUAACUCUCAAUUCUCCAUCAACCCAGCUACAGGACAAAUUAUCACAAGUGCACUGCUGGACAGAGAGAACAAGGAAUCCUACACACUGGUUGUGGUCGCUACCGAUGGAGGUGUACCUCAAGCCACAUCCAGCUCAGCCACUGUAUUUUUGACAGUUACAGACAUCAAUGACAACCCCCCCAGGUUUCGGCACUACCCUUACGUCACCCAUAUCCCGGCGCCCACAAAUGCAGGUUCAUUUGUGUUUGCUGUAACCGUGUCGGAUGCUGACACCGGCCCCAACGCAGAACUGCAUUAUUCCUUGACGGGUCACAAUGUGGAAAAGUUCCAGAUUGAUCGAAUCCGUGGUGCUAUCAUGACUGCGCAACCGUUAGCCAGAGGCACCGAUAUAACGGUCACUGUCAAUGUGAAGGACGGCGGAAUGUACCCAAAGUCCGACUCCACCACUGUGACAGUGAGAUUCGGAAAUAAGGCCGACUUUCCCCAAAUCAAGGCUGGGCAACAGACGUUCCUGUUCUCGGAAGCCCAGAAGGUCGAUGCCCACAUCACAACAGUCUCGGCCUCUUCCGCGAGGAGUCGUGUGAGCGGGCCACUCUCCUACUACAUAGCUAGCGGCAACUUCGGUGACGUCUUCCACAUUGACCAACUGACCGGGAAGCUCAUGCUGACUAAGCCGCUAGAUUUUGAAGCUGUGGAGAAAUACGUGCUGUGGAUCGAAGUCAGGGAUAUGGGCUUUCCUCCUUUUUCCUCUUACACGCGGCUGGAUAUAACCGUGUUAGAUGUCAACGACAACGCACCCAUCUUUACGCAGGAUCCGUUCACUGCAAAUAUAAUGGAGAAUACCUUCCCGGAUAGUGUGACGACUGUAACAGCAGUGGAUGAGGACGACGGGCCCAACGGUCAAGUGGAAUACUCCAUAGUGGAUGGCAACAAAGGUAACACCUUCAACAUAAACAGAGGCACGGGUGAGAUCAGAUGCACUGGCCAAUUGGACAGAGAAAGGAGCGCCCAAUACACAUUAACCGUGCGAGCAAUGGAUAAAGGAGCUGCUCCGAGGAGCUCUUUAUGUCGUGUCGUCAUUAACGUCGCAGAUGAAAAUGAUAACGCCCCGAGGUUUUCGCAGAUAUUCAGCUCUCAAGUGCCCGAAGACGCGGCUGUCGGUUACACGGUGACGCGCGUCACCACUUCAGAUGAGGACGUCGGGGUGAAUGCCGUCAGCCGGUACUCCAUAACCGAUAUCAGUCUUCCUUUCUCGAUCAAUCCCAGUUCCGGGGAUAUCACCGUCAGCCGGCCUCUGAACAGGGAAGACGUGGCACAAUACACAGUCAGAGUCUACGCCCAUGAUUCUGGGUGGACAGUGAACACAGACAUCACUGUCUUUGUCACAGACGUGAACGACAACGUCCCCCGUUUUGAUCGCCCUUCUUACUACCUCGAGUACCCAGAGCUCACAGAGAUUGGCUCCCGGGUUACGCAGGUGUUGGCCAAAGAUCCCGACGUUGGUCUUAACGGACAAGUGUUUUACUUUAUCAAGUCGCAGUCGGAAUUCUUCCGAAUAAAUUCCAGCACAGGGGAGAUUUUUACCAAACAAUACUUAAAAUAUCACAACUCGACAGGCUCCAGCAACCUCAACAUAAACAGGCACAGCUUCAUUGUGACUGCCUCAGACCGAGGUAGUCGACCCUUAAUGAGCGAAACCACAGUCAUUGUCAAUGUCGUGGACAGCAACGACAACCCUCCUCAGUUUGAAUCCGAGAAGUACUUUACUCCGGUUGCGAAGACGGUCGGAAUUGGUACGAGGUUAAUCAAAGUCACAGCGGCAGACAACAAAGAUUUCAACCUGAACUCAGAAAUUGAGUACCACGUGUCUGGAGGAAACGGCUCAGGCCUUUUUGCGCUGGACAGGAGCAGUGGUUGGGUUUCUGUCGCUUCCUCUUUGAUGACCGAUGUAUAUAAAGAGUACUUGAUGAAAAUCACAGCCAUGGACAAAGGAAACUUGCCGCUUUCCUCAACGUGCACUGUCCGUGUGCUGGUGACUGAGGAGAACUUGCACACUCCCCAAUUCUCUCAAAGCCACAUCAGUAUCACAGUCCCCGAGAGCCUUGCCACCGGAACAGUCCUCAGAACAGCUUCAGCCAGGGAUAAAGACACUGCCAUGAAUGGGCUAAUCAGGUACAAUAUUUCUGAAGGAAACGAGGCUGGCUUGUUCUCCGUUAACAAUUUAACUGGUGCUAUAGUUCUAGCCGGACAACUGGACUAUGAGUCGAAGCAAACCCACGAGCUGACCAUAAGCGCUGAAGAUGGCGGUUGGGUGAAGCGAACUGGCUACCUCAGCAUGAGCAUUCACGUCACUGACUCGAACGAUAACGUGCCACUGUUUAGCCCAGACGAGUACUUCCCGGUCAUAUUUGAGAACGCCCCCAGUGGCACGAUGGUGGUGCAGCUGAAUGCCACGGACGCAGAUUCGGGAAGCAACGCAGUGAUAGCCUACGCGAUUCAGACCACGGACAGCGAUCUUUUUGUUAUCGAUCCAAAUACUGGCAUUGUUACGACUCACGGCUUCCUGGACUUUGAGACAAAGCAGCGUUAUCAUUUAUAUGUGAAGGCAUUUAACGUGCCGGAUGAGGACCACUUCAACUUUGCUCACGUUUACGUGCAGCUCCGCGGUGUGAACGAAUACGUGCCACGCUUCGUGUCCAGGCACUACAUCUUCCAGGUCUCGGAGGCUGCCUCCGAAGGCACCGUUGUCGGAGACGUCUUUGCAAGCGACCGAGAUCUUGGGGUCGACGGAGACGUCAACUACCUACUUUUUGGCCAAAGCAGAAGGAAGGGGUUCAGUAUUGAUAAUAAGUCCGGCCAAAUUUACGUGUCGGGUCAGCUUGACCGUGAAAAGGAAGAAAAGAUCUCGUUGAAGGUUCUUGCUAAGAAUGCUGGCAGCAUCCGUGGAUUUGACUUGGAUGAAGUUCUUGUGAAUAUCACUGUACUGGAUGCUAAUGAUCCCCCCGUGUUCACCUCUGAGGAAUACUCCGUGCAGAUCAACGAGGGGGCCCAGGCCGGAAAACACGUCGGCUUUGUAAGCGCCUUCGAUUCCGACUCUGUUCCCAGCUGGAGCCGAUUCACUUACCACAUCGGGGCUGGCAACGAAAUGGGGGCAUUCUCCAUCAACCCUCAGACAGGGCAGGUCUCUGUCGCUGCAGAACUGGACCGCGAGUCCACACCCGUGUACAACCUCUCUGUUUUAGCAGUGGAUUCGGGAGUACCUUCAGCCACCGGCAGCACUCGCUUAUUAGUCAAUCUGGAGGACAUUAACGACAAUGGGCCCACUUUAGCCAUCACCAGUGGGGAGGUUAAAGAGAACCAAGGUUCAGGGGUCACAGUGAUGACUCUCAGUGCGACAGAUCCCGACCUUCCUCCUAACCAAGGUCCAUUCACCUAUCACUUGCUCAGCACUGGGCCUGCCACCACCUACUUCAGUCUCAGCUCUGGGGGAAUCCUCACUACAACGAGAGAAAUCGACCGAGAGCAGAUCAGCGAUUUCAACUUGUCAGUGGUCACUCGGGAUUCCGGGAUUCCUCAGAUGUCCUCGAUAGGAACGGUGCACAUCACGGUGCACGACCAGAACGACAAUCCUUCCGAGCCCAGGAUAAUGGAGAUCUUUGUCCACUACUUCGGGAACCUGUUCCCCGGUGGGAUGCUGGGCAGCGUGAAGCCCCAGGACCCAGACGUAUCGGAUACUUUCCGCUGCACCCUCACCGCUGGGGCCACCACACUCUUCAGCAUCCCGGCGGGCACGUGCGAUCUGAACUCCCAGCCGAGGUCGACAGAUGGCACGUUCGAACUCACAGUCCGCAGCAGCGACGGCCUGCACGGCGCGGUGAGCAACAAGGUCCACGUAAUCUUCACGGGAUUCACCAACGUAACCAUAGACAACAGCAUCCUCCUGCGCCUGAACGUGGCAUCGGUCAAAGACUUCCUCACCGACCACUACCUCCACUUUCUGCGCAUCGCCAACUCUCAGCUGGCGGGAAUGGGCACGGCCGUGCACAUCUACGGCCUCUACGAGCAGGAACAACGGACCUACGCGCUGACGGCCGUGAAGAGGAUGAGCAGCCAGUACGUGAGCCCCAGCGGGGUGGCCACUUUCUUCGAAAGCAUCAGGGAGGCCGUGCACAGGCAGAGCGGGGUGCGGAUCGAUUCCGUGGACCACGACCCGUGCGCGCGCAACCCCUGCAAGCACGGGGCGAGCUGCGUGAAGCGACUCGCCGUGGCCCCGGCCACCCAGACGGUCGAGAGCGCGCCGGUGGUGGUCGUGGCAAACGCCGUCCUCCAGCCGUUCGUGUGCCAGUGCCUGCCGGGAUAUUCGGGCCGCCUGUGCGAGACCGACAUAGACGAGUGCCUUCCGUCCCCGUGCCACAACGCCGGCUCCUGCCACAACCUUGUGGGCACCUUUUCGUGCGCCUGUCCCGAAGGGUUCAUGGGCGCUGCGUGCGAGAGGGACGUCAACGAGUGCCAGUCGAAUCCCUGCAAAAAUAGCAGAGGGUGCCAAAACUUCCCCGGAGGCUUCAGCUGUGCCUGCGCGGCCGGAUAUACAGGAAAAACAUGCGAGUCGACCAUUAACUACUGUGAGUGUAACCCCUGCUUCAAUGGAGGAACCUGCCAGAAUCAAGCGGACGGCUAUUACUGCCAUUGUCCAUUCGGCGUCUUCGGGAAGCACUGCGAGUUGAACAGUUACGGGUUUGAGGAGCUGUCGUACAUGGAAUUUCCGAGUCUGGAUGCCAACAACAAUUACAUCUACAUCAAGUUUGCCACCAUUAAAGACAACGCCUUGCUGGUGUACAAUUACGACAACCAGACAGGAGAGCGAGGAGAGUUCCUGGCCCUGGAGGUCGUGGAAGGGAAGAUGCUGUUCUCCUUCAACCUGGGAAGCGGGACACAGAGACUGGUGACGGCCAAGAGGGUUUCGGACGGACAGUUUCAUACUGUGGUCGCGCGAAGGGCUGGGCUGGUGGCAUCUCUAACAGUGGACACGUGUUCUGAGGAUCAGGAAUCUGGUUACUGCACAGCUACCAGCAUGACAUCAGCAACUGAUUGGACCCUGGAAGUGCAACCUAACAGGUUAACAGUGGGAGGGAUCAGAUCAGUAGAACCAAUUCUUCAGAGGAGAGGGCAAGUCGUCACCCAUGACUUUGUUGGGUGUGUGAUGGAAUUCGCUGUCAAUGGUCGUCCACUGGAACCCAGCCAGGCCUUGGCAAACCAUGGAAUUCUGGACAGGUGCCCGAGAGUGGAAGGGGCUUGUUCGAACAGCCCAUGUCAGCAUAGCAAGUCGUGUGUGGAUCACUGGUCAUGGCAGCACUGUAACUGCAAGGAUGGGUUCACAGGCGAACACUGCGAAAAACUGGUCAGCGUGGAUACAGCAUUGUCCCUGGAUGGCAGGGGACAUCUGGACUACACAAUCAAUCAGAAUGAGAAACGGGAUUAUUUGCUGAGGCAGAGUGUAAGAGGCUGGGCUCCCAAGCCUGCGAGUCCGAAUCGCCUGGACCUAAAGUUCAGAACAAGAAGCAAAAAUGGCAUUCUAAUUCACGUGCAGGAAAGCAGCAAUUACACCACUGUGAAAAUAAAAAGUGGGAAGGUACAUUACAUUUCUGACGCUGGUAUCGGUGGCAAAGUGGAAAGGAACAUUCCUGAGUUCUCAGUAUCAGAUGGUCAAUGGCACACUGUCCUGAUAGAGAAUAAUAGGUCCAUUACAACAUUCUCAGUUGAUGGCACCUAUUCUCGAGAAAUACUCCAUAAAACACAAGAGUUUGGAGGAUGGAAUGUCCAGACUAUUUCCCUUGGGGGCAUUCCUCCCGGACUGACUCACCAAAACACUGACCCAGGUUUUGACGGUUGUAUCUCCUACGUAAAAUACAAUGGUGAAACUCUGCCCUUCAGUGGAAAGCACCGUGACGUUGCAAUAUCAAGAAGUGAUCCUUCAGUCAAGAUCGGAUGUAGAGGGCCUAAUGUGUGUGCAAGCAAUCCGUGCUGGGGUGGACUGAUGUGCGUCAACCAGUGGUACACUUACGAAUGUGUCCCGCCCGGAGAAUGUGCCACCAACCCUUGUCAAAAUGGUGGGAUCUGCGAGCCUCUUCUUAGAUCUGGAUUUACCUGUACUUGUCCAGAGCUAUACACCGGUAAAACGUGCGAGAUGGUGGUGGCAUGUAUUGGUGUCCAGUGCCCGCAAGGAACCGCUUGCAAAGCCGACGCGAACAAAGGGUACACCUGCAGUCCCAAGCCUCAAGAGGAAGAGCUGUCUCUGCCUCUCUGGGCCGUCCCUACCAUCGUUGGCAGUUGUGCCACGUUCCUGGCUCUGGUCGUCCUCAGCCUGAUAAUCUGCAAUCAGUGCAGGGGCAGGAAGGCCAGAGCCACGAAAGAGGAGAAGAAGAAAAAGAAAGAGAAGAAGAAAAAGGGGAGCGAGAACGAAGCUUUCGACGACCCAGAUAACCUGCCCCCGUACGCCGAAGAUCUGACUGUGAGGAAGCAGCCCGAGGGAGUUCCAAAACCUGAUAUAAUCGAACGGGAAAACCCCUAUCUGAUCUUUGACGAGUCAGACAUUGCGCAUGCGACUGAUACCUUACCCAGCGGCCAGCCCUGUCCCGGGCCGGAAGCAGAGCUUGAACAUUACGACAUUGAAAACGCGAGCAGCAUCGCUCCAUCGGACGCGGACAUCAUACAGCACUAUAAACACUUCCGCAGUCACACGCCUAAAUUUUCUAUCCAAAGGCACAGUCCGCUGGGAUUUGCCCGGCAAUCUCCACUCCCACUCGGAGCGAGUAGCCUCAGCUACCAGCCUUCUUACAGCCAAGGAUUGAGAACGACCCCUUUGAGCCACGCCGCUUGCCAGAACCCCAACCCGCUCUCCCGACACAGCCCUGCCCCAUUCUCAAAGCCGGGAAGCUUCUACCGGAACAGCCCAGCACGGGAUUUGCAUCUGGCCAGGAGAGAGGGGAGCCCCAUCGAUCUCCAUUCCGACAUGUGUCAGCCGGGCAUCUUUAACUACCCCUCCCGGCUCGGCAGGAGAAGUAAGAGCCCGCAGGCCAUGGCAGGUCAUGGUCACAGCUCAAGGCCUGGCAGCCGCCUAAAGCAGCCCAUCGAGCAGAUCCCAAUGGAGAACACCCCUCCGGUGGGAUUGUCCAUCGAGGAGGUCGAGCGACUCAACACCCCUCGCCCCAGGAACCCCAGUAUCUGUAGCGCAGAUCACGGCCGCUCAUCGUCCGACGAUGACUGCAGGAGACCCCUGUCCAGAAUGAGGAACCCAGCCGAUGGCACGCCCGCUCCCGACUCCUCCUCCGAGAGCGACUCCCACGAGUCCUUCACCUGCUCGGAGUUUGAGUACGACAGGGAAAAGCCCACCGUGUACACCUCGCGGAUGCCCAAAUUGUCUCAAGUCAACGAAUCGGACGCGGACGACGAAGAUAAUUACGGUGGCAAACUGAAGCCACGGAGGUAUCAUGGUCGCAGAGCCGAAGGGAGCUCUGCCGUCCAGCAGGCAGGCUGCGAAGACUAUAAGACACAGGGCAAGCUUGGACCACAGGCAACUGUGACCGGAGCUUUUAACUGGGACAGUCUAUUAAACUGGGGCCCCGGGUUUGGGAAUUACGUGGAUGUUUUCAAAGACCUUGCGUCACUUCCAGAAAACAUGGCGGCCCAGGCAAAAGAAGAAGCAUUAAACAACGUUGCUCAAAGUGCAACUACGUCUAACGAAGCAGAAGAAUAUGUAUAGAUAUAAUUUAUAUAGACCGUUAAUUUUAAAAAGAAACGUAAUAGCUGCCACUGUAAAUGAAAACCUGUAAGUAACGGACUCCUCUUUAAAACCUUGCCCUGCAUUCGUCGACCAUUUCCAGAUGCCGCAGUCUGUAAUUUUGUGCUUACGAACAAUUUUGCUCUUUACAUGAACAUUUCUUUCAGGGUUCGCACUGCAAUGCACAACCCCUGGACGACUGCGGAAAGCAGAUGAGGAUUACAGCAAUGUUUGUGUUCUGCAGAUGCGGGAUCUUUCUCCUGACAUUUUUGUAAGAGCCGAAAAAAAAAACCCAACACAUGUGUGCUUGAUUCAUUUGAGCACAGUAUGUUACUCGUUCAACCACCGGCACUCAAAGGAGCCCACAAGUUGGCCAGCACUUUGUGCAGUUGUGCCAAUAUUGAUAGAUUGCUUCAGAUCUGCCAUGGUCUAGAUCUCCCUUUGACCUACCUCCUUCCCCUCUUCCUCCCUUCCACCAUCAUCCUCCCCACUUCUCACCUCUGGAAGUUUUUAAAGGGAAGAUCGUGUUUUGCUGUCAUGACACUAAGUGAAUCAUUCGCUCCCAACCUGGGAUAAAGACUCUUUCUGUUCUGGUACCAUCAGGCAGAAUUCCGAUUACAUUUGCUCUGUUGGGAGGCAAUGGGACCGGACUGAUCGUUGUUUUGUCAAGGAAUCAUUGUGACGGAAACUUUUAUGUAUUAAAACAAUGCAGACCUAGCUUGGCUUAGAGCUAAUCCUUGAAAUUCUGGUGCAAACCCUUGUGUUCUUUUCUCAUGUUCUAAUUCCAGGAUUCUUUUAUACCAUUUUAGUAACUUUUUUUUUAAAAAAAGACAGCUCUCUGUAUUUGUUACUGAUGAUAUUUUCUUAUGAAGUUUAAAAAAUACAAGUUUUGUUUCAAGUUUCUUACUUUCAGGGAAGGUAAGAUUGAAUACUUUUUACAUUUGUUACUUAUGUAACAUCAGUAUUUUUUUCCAUUUUUGAUAUAAGUGUAACAUACUGUAUCCUUUGUACACAUAAAUGCCAAAUAUAGAAAUAAACUAUUUAUUUACAAAUGCUGGUUUAA
Molecule: messenger RNA, 11056 nt
Organism: Callorhinchus milii (elephant shark)
Lineage: Eukaryota; Metazoa; Chordata; Chondrichthyes; Chimaeriformes; Callorhinchidae
Product: protocadherin Fat 4
Biological process (GO): homophilic cell-cell adhesion
Cellular component (GO): plasma membrane; cell-cell junction
Molecular function (GO): calcium ion binding
Source: RefSeq, a predicted model, not a curated record